Aspergillus niger is the source of this 360-nucleotide messenger RNA. RefSeq lists its product as uncharacterized. Bases 1 to 360 code for a protein of 119 amino acids. NCBI's taxonomy places the organism in Eukaryota, Fungi, Ascomycota, Eurotiomycetes, Eurotiales, Aspergillaceae. The transcript has 3 exons. The record is from RefSeq and is a predicted model, not a curated record.
AUGCGUGAACAAGACAACGAUCGCUUUAUGCUUCCAAUAACACUCCCAAACCACUGCCAUUCUGGAUCCGAUGUUGGUCUCCCACCGUUUGCUUGCCAAUCGCUCGGCUGGCAAACAAACGCGGUCCUGGGGCCAGUGUACGGUAAAUUUGCUGAAAGUAUAGCCAUCAUUCUACUCUGCAUAUUUGGUCAAUGGGACGAGGAUCUCGUGACACGUGGUAAUAUCAUCAUUAGCGGAGUUGAUGGUGAGACCUUGACUAAAGUAUUACUGCCAGUGCUGACGAUGAAACGGACGUGGCUAAAGGGGUACCAUCUUUUGAUCGGUGGUGUCGCGGUAUGUCUGUGCGUAUGCUUUGUUUGA